CCCGCGAGCGGGCGCGACGGUUUCUCGCGUUGCCGUGGAAACCACCCGCCAGCUUGGCUCCGGAGGGCAAGACGCGCCAAUUCAAGAUGGCGAAGGACCUGGAUGAACUCCUGGAUGAGGUCGAGACCAAAUUCUGCAGGCUCGACCCCCGGCGGCUGGGCCUGGGCGAGCGGCCCAAAGGCGGCGGCGGCGGCGGCGGCGGCGGCACCCACGGCGGCGACCGGAGCCGAGCCCAGGAGAAAGAGAACCUCAGGUCAACAGAAACCUGUAAAAAGGAAGAUGACCUUGACAGUCUUAUUGAUGAGAUAUUUGAGGAGCCUAACUUCAACCAAAAAUCUUUUCAAAAAUUUAAAUCUAAAUCUUCAAGUAACACAUCUGUCAGAACUUCCAUUCAAGGCCUCAGUAAAAGUUGCAGUCCAGUGUAUCUCAGUGGAAGCGCCAUUCCAUGUGGGAUUGGAACAAAUACUUCACAGAGAGCAUGUGACCGACUACGUUGUAUAGCCUGUGAUUUCCGGAUAGUGAGCUACAAUGACUAUAUGUGGGACAAGUCAUGUGAUUACCUGUUCUUCAGAAACAACAUGCCGGAAUUCCACAAACUAAAAGCAAAGUUGAUCCAGAAGAAAGGAGCACGGGCGUAUGCCUGCCAGUGUAGCUGGAGAACGGUUGAAGAACUGACUGACCUGCAGGCAGAUCAUCAGCUUCGCUGGGUUUGUGGUAAACACUGAGAAUGCAGAGCACGCACCUUCUAAGCAGCACCUAUGAGAGCAAGCCCCAUUACCACGCUUGGGUGUCAGUAGCUGGACUGUGCCCUUGGGAAAAAGGCAAUGAGUUGUAUAACUACACAAAUUGUCGGAGACCAAAUGGACUGACUCUGCAAAGGUGCUCUUUGGACAUGGGCAUUUCACCCAGUAGGAAUGUCUGAAUUUACUAGCCUAUCUCUAGUUAGGGAUUGAAAUUGUGGUGUUUAUGCAGGCUUACAGCCUUUCUGUAGCAACUGUAGCUCUGACUGCUAAAGCUCUCACAUACUCCUCGUGUGUCACCAUGAACAAGCACCCAGCUGCCAGGGCAGAGAGGUCAUUGGAUGUAAGUGUUCAUGGUUCCUGCUCUGAUCCGUGGUUACCAGAGACCACAAGUUAAACAUGAGAUAACCAUCAUGAACUGGAGGGUUGUCAAGAGUACAGUGCAUUGUAAACUCUGCCUAUAUGUAUCACAUCUUGUCUCACCCACGCAGUUCAGGAUUGUGCACAAUAAUAAUAGUAAUAGUAAUGUUACCAUGUUUAGCAUACUCCCCUCCUUUGCUUAUUGAAAUAUCAAAAGUUAGUUUUCUAUUAGCAAAUAUCUAUUUAUAUAUAAAAGGUUUUUGAUGUAACUAAAAUUACUAAAGUCCUUCAAAUAAGUAGGACUAUUGUUGGAUUUUAAGUAUACUUCCUAAUUCCUUCAAAUGAGCAGCAACCUUUUCAGGCAACCUGUGGACUUUCUAGCAUUAUCAGGCUGAUCCAUCAUUUAUUGAGGCAUAGCUAACCAGUGGGUAGCCUGUUGGGCUCCUGCCUGUUAUCACUGAGAUGGAGAAACUGUAUCAUAGUGUAACAUGUUCAAGAAAUGCAUUGUCUCUGUUUCAACUCCCAGCCCCAUAGGUAUUUCAGGACCUUUCUAGUCUGCCAAAAUUCUCCUCUGUGCAUCUCCUUCCCGUGUGUCUAUAUUCUUCAGUUUAAGUGUGUGACACAGGGCACUCAGAAAGGAUGUACAGUUUAGCACAGAUAUGGUCUGCUUGGUUUUAUGUUAACUCCAUUCCAGCUACCUAACAUCACUCUGAUCUCCAAAAGCCUUUUCCCAGGCUGGGGGUCUGGCUCAGUGUAGAGGGCUUACAUAGCAUGUGCAGGGUCCUAAAUUCAUUCCGGCAGUACAAAACACGAGAACAAAAGAUAGAAAAGCAGGCUUUUCAUGACCAUGACACACUUAUGUCCUUGUAAAACUUUGAUCGCAACAAAAGAAAUCUCUAAGUGGCUGAUGCUCACAUUUUUGUAUUAAGAUAUAUUUACAAAUGUUAUCUUUCAAUAAAUCUUUUUACUCAAAAUUAUGUUUGUAUAGUUGUGUAAUAAACAUGGAAAAUUUUUAUUGAAAACAUGUAUUCCCCAAAAAAUAACAGAGCAGCAGCAUGCACAUACAUACCCAGAAACUCAUGAAGGUUGAGUGCCUUGGUGCACACUUGAACUCCCAGCACCUAAAAGAAUGAGGAAAGAGGAUUGGGCUACAAAGUGAGACCCCGUAUCAAAAUAAAAAGGGGGAGAGAGGAAGCCUGCCGGUUAAUCUGGUGAGCUGUAAUGAUCUUUUCUUUUCACUCUGGUAUGUACAUUUACUGAAGCAAUGAUUUGAAUGUGUUUUUAGAGCUGGGCCACUCAGGGCUUUAUCCCAGCACUCAGAAGGCAGAGGCAGGUCUCUGAGUUUAAGGCCAGCCUGGUCUAGAGUGAAAAGGGCGGGGAGGAGGUAUCUUUAAUCUAUUUUGCCUCUAAAAGGACAAACUUUUCCAUUUUUAUUUUUCCUUUUAUUUCAUUAUAAAUAUCUAGAAAAUUGAACACAUCACCCACCUCCAUUGUAGGAGAUAACCAGCUGCUACAGGUUGUCCUCUGACCUGCACACACACAUGAUGGCAAGCAUGCACACACACACGUGUGUGCACACACAAACAAACAAAUGCAAUGUUUUUGAAUGCUCUGAUUAGAUUUAAAAGGUUUAAAAAAGAUUGCAUGUGUGUGUGUGUGUGUGUGUGUGUGUGCACAAGUGCAUGAUCAUUAAGUUUCCCUUCCCUAAAGUGCUCAGUAAUGACUAACUGAAGUAUUCCAGAACCAGAGUUGAGACUCAUGUUCCCACAUUCCCACAGAGCUAUUGAGUUUGAGGUUCAUGUGGGCGGUCUAUGUGAAUAGUGGCAUCUCUCCUGUAAGCUUGCUGCUAGGACUAAGUCAUGGAAUGUGAGAAGUGAUGAUCACGGUGUUUGGUUACACCAUUCUGUUUCCUUCUGAAGUAAAUUCCAUCUGUUGAAGUCAUGGUGCAUCUUGUUCAUUCCAGCAGGUCUUAGACUGGGGUGUGUUUGCUCCUUAAAAGAAAAAUCAGCGCUGCUGUUUUUUAUUUCAUCACUAAUAAAUUUAAACAUGGCCACCUUAACUUUA
Molecule: messenger RNA, 3164 nt
Organism: Onychomys torridus (southern grasshopper mouse)
Lineage: Eukaryota; Metazoa; Chordata; Mammalia; Rodentia; Cricetidae
Gene: Cfap418
Product: chromosome 2 C8orf37 homolog
Exons: 6
Coding region: 87-725 (212 amino acids)
Cellular component (GO): cytosol
Source: RefSeq, a predicted model, not a curated record